CGUCGACUCUCGCUUCUCGUCGCAGAACUUUUUUUUAACCCUCUCUCCAUCUUUCUCCGCCUGCGCGCUCUCUUUUCCUUUUGUCCCCCCUUCCUCUCCGUUUCUUAUAAUUUUUCGUGUCGCCUGCCGCCUGCCGCUGCAGUGCGGGCUUCCAUCCACGUCCAAGUUUCCUCCCGCGCGGUACUCAUCUUCACCGACGGCCACCUACCACCUGCGACUUGCGAGGAUCCGAGCUCGGCUCUGGGUUGAUCUGUAAGUCGUCUCACGUCCUCUCAACUCGCCUGCCUUUCCCGUCGCCAUCCCGGGGCAAUUCGACCGAUUGCACAGAAGCCAUCAUUGGCUCGAGUUGGCCGAACCGAUCCCUCGAGAAAAAUGAACACUCUCCCCACCCACAUCCUCGCACCAAACCAACGUACCAGAAUUUCCCCCCUCCCAAACCAAAGAACCGGACCACACACAUACACCACAUGUCCAACCCCUCUCCCCUCCAAACUGCACGUUUUCUUCUCUCGAUCCUUAGCCAGUCGCAUCCAGCCUAAUCAUUGUCUUUUUAUUGCAACUCCUAACCGACUCAUCUCUUCAAUAGCUAGUCAUUACCUUGCGAGUAUAUCCUGUCGCCGCGGUCGACCACACAAUCUCGACCGGAGGAUUGCCUGAGACUCUGCUUCAAAAGAGGGGCCGGGUACAAAUUGAGAAAUAUGUCGUUUCCGUAUGAACCCCAGGGAUGGCAGGCGCCGGUUCGGCAGCCUUCGUGGGAGCAGCCGCCUCCACCGUCAAGAUCAGGUGCCAGUUCCACCUCUCAGCGCGAAGACGGCAAUGCUUUUGCCAUCCAAUUCGAAGAGGUGGAUCGAGCGAUGGACAAUCUUGUCAAAAGUGGCAAAUUCUAUGGUGGAGGUGGGCAACGAUCAAUGCCAUCAGGUCCAAUGCGCCCGGGAGCAGAGUACGGUCCCCGAGUGCACGGAGGCCGCCAUCCCGUUGGCGACUUUGACCCUUCGCGACCGCACCCCGGCUCGAAUCUUCAGAAUUUUUAUGCCGCGCAAAGGCACCAAGGCCGUCACGGGGACGCCGAUCAAAUGAUGCAAGCCAAAAGGAGGAUGGCAGCUCAGCGAGAGCGCGAGCUCCGUAAUUAUCAUCAAGAGCAGCAAUAUAACCGGAGUCUACUGGCUGAAAUGUCGUCUAACAAAUCCGAUCGUUCAAUGAGCCCGAGCACCUUGAGUGAGGAAGGACGCCGGGAGCUAAUCGCUCGUCAGCAUCGCGCGUUAUAUGGCGGUGAUCCCGCGGCCUUUGUGGGACAGGUGCCCUUUUCCACCGAGGACGCCAGCAGCCGAGAUCAGGCUGUGGCGGUGUCUGGUAAUGCACCUGGGGCCCCUCGCGGUCCUUCACCCCGCACCUCUGACCCUUUUGGCGGGCCAGGACAGGCGUCGCAGGGUGAAUCCGGCCCUCAGGGGGUUUCUUCGGGUCAGGAGGCCUCUCGUGCUGAAAAGGCAACUUCUCCAUCUGCGCAAACAUCUGCGGGUUUUGGUACGUUCGAUGCUCCCAUUCAAGCUUCCGGGAAGGCGCCCACACCACCGACUGGAGAAGAGCCAUCGCACUCACGGCAGAUUUCCAAAUCAACCACUGCGCCCGUCAGUGGCGGCAUGGGGCCGAUUGGCAGCCGUCCCAAUGUGCAACAGGCACCAAACCAGUCCAUCAACAAGCGCACGACGUCCCCUCUGCCUUCUUCUUUGGGUUACGGGUUCGGAUCUAACGAACAAAAUGCUGAUCGAGCAGGGUCGGCCAACUCGAACUCGAAUGCGCAGAAAGAGUCAUCGAAUUCCGGCAUGGGUGCUUGGGGCACGGGGAGCGGAGUUUGGGGAUCCAACAAAAUCGGUACAACCUCAGUAUGGGGUUAAUGAGUUAUGAAGACACGACCUGGACAUGACAUGUUUUGUAUGCGCGGAGUUGUGUUGCCUUUUGAAGCAUAUCUUCGGUGUACAGGGCAUCGCAUAGGUGGGAGUGCUCGUGGUUCGUUAUGCAUGUCGGGGUCUUGAGGAUGCUUCCACAUAGCGUGUUAAGGGGAAGGGGAUCAUUUUGCAGCGAUCUUUCAAUCGUUUAGCGUAUGGUCAUUGGGCCUCACCGAUGGGUGUGAGGUGACGGGAGGAGUGGAGAUCUGGGCAACAUCUCGAUUAUCAAAAGGUGGAAGAAGGAAGGAAUCUCAUGGAUCUUUGGGUUGGUCUUCGGAGUCAUGACAAUGGCAUCGAAGGACGGGUGGCAAUGGAGACCAAGGAUGGCCUCUUUGGUUCCGGGCCGUGGGAGGGGUUGGCAGCACUUGUAAUGGAGCUGGAGCAGUGGUUCAGUGUGCUCUUCAGAUGGACAUGGCUGGUGUCGACAUUCCCCUCUUGAAAGCAUGGCGUUGUGGAAGGAGGUGGUUGGUGAGAACGGGAUAUCCUCUUUCCAAAGAGCAAGAACUGAGGGGGGGUUGUCUUUUCUUUGAUGUCUGGGCUCAGGAUCUUGGAGGGUUUGCAUUUGGAGGUUGUUCUUCACCAUCGCGUAAUUUUUGCUGCUCGUUUGGAUGCUUGCUGUCUUGGUUUGGUCUGGCUUUGGGCUGUGGAAAAGGUCAAAAUUGCGCAUUCUCUACACUGGAAAAGGCGGACCGGGUUGCACAAGGAGUCACAUGGGAGAAGGGGAACGAGCCCGGCAAGUCCAGUGUUGAUGGGAUCAUACAGGGAGUGGUACUGGCGGAUGAAUAUGGCUACAGAGACUGGAGGCCGUCGAAUAUCAUGAGCCCUUUUUCUUCUGCUCAACUGCUCUGUCCGCUUGUUUGUCUUGUAAGAGAACUCAGUUGUACACUCGUUUCGCGUGUCAUAGCUCGAACAUGGUUUUGGUUCACCCUG
Molecule: messenger RNA, 2873 nt
Organism: Cladophialophora immunda
Lineage: Eukaryota; Fungi; Ascomycota; Eurotiomycetes; Chaetothyriales; Herpotrichiellaceae
Exons: 5
Coding region: 699-1892 (397 amino acids)
Source: RefSeq, a predicted model, not a curated record